AUGCCAGCGAGGCAAUUGCCUUGGAGUUUGGUCUCUUACAGCACCUUCAUCGAAGCCUCUCCUCACUGGAGCACCAUGUGCUUGGCCCUGGAGCAGCUGCAAGAUCAAGGCCUCCGCUUGGAUGGCCAAGGCUUGGCGGGCGCCGCCCGUCUCUUGAGCUCCGCCUCGUGGCACCAGGUCCUGGACUUCUUGCGCUUCGGCGAGGCCUCUGGACUCUCCCCGGACGUGCAAAGCUAUUCUGUAUUGAUGUCUUGCAGCGCCUGGCAAGAUGCCACAGCUGUUCUGAUGAGGAUGCUUCAGAGGCGCCAAAUGGACCGGAUCGCGUGCGAGGUGGCACUCAGUGCACUGGGGCCAAGAGUGGAGAAGGUGUUUCAGCUGCUGGCCACCAUGCAGAAGUCUUCCUGUGAGGUCGGCCAUCGCGCGGUGGUCUCCAGCUGCGCCAGCGCGGCGCGCUGGGCUACGGCCGUGGAGCUGCUGAGAGGUCGGAGGGCUUGA
Molecule: messenger RNA, 495 nt
Organism: Durusdinium trenchii
Lineage: Eukaryota; Dinophyceae; Suessiales; Symbiodiniaceae
Source: the annotation of a GenBank genome assembly